AGAUUCUCGUAUUUUUCACUGUGAGGUGUCGAAUGUGAUUUUUCGGAAUCAGUACUAUAAAAUCUCGGCUGGGCAGAGUGAAGUGAUCUUGCGAGUUUUAGGGGACUUAUUUCUUUGCGCCCAAUUCUGUUGCAUUAAUACGUAACGAUGAAUGAUGAAAAAGUUUCGGACCUCUCCUCAAUCCAGGAUUCAUGUCUUGUCCGUCUCAUCUGAACUUUCGCGGGCACCAGUUCCGCGAUUUCUACUAAUCUUUCAAAUUUGGAUGCUAUGGCUGCAAAUCCGACUCAUGACGACGUUUCCGAGUGGUUCUGAAUGGGAAUCGCUCAUCGGUUUCAUCGCUUAAUCCGAACGAACGGUAUAUAUUCCAAUGGAUUGACGUGCCAUUAGUUUUCCAUCGUCGAAGACACUCACUGAGCCAGAAAUGUCAAGUGUCGGAGGUUCACUGAAAGAUGGCAUGGACGGUCAAGGUGACCAGAUGUCGGAGACAAAAAGAAAAUCACGGAACAUGAGUGAAAAGAAAAGGAGGGACCAGUUCAACUCACUGAUCAAUGAUUUGGCUGCUAUGGUUUCUCCGUUGGACUCAAAGUUGGACAAAUCUAGUGUUCUGAAAGCUGCCGUCAGCUUUCUGAAAUCUCAGAAUGCGUCUGAAGCGCCUAGCAAAAACGUUGACAUAAGCGAGGCAUGGAAGCCACCUGCGUUAUCGAAUGAAGAAUUUAUUCAUUUGAUGUUGGAAGCUGUGGAUGGAUUUCUCAUAUCCGUGGCCUCAGAUGGAGAAAUUCUUCACACCUCGGACAACAUCGUUUCUAUACUGGGUCAUCUACCGAGUGAUAUAAUAAAUAACUCAAUUUUCGGGAUGCUGUAUUCCACGGAAGCUCCUGAUGUGUACAGGAGGCUAGCGAACUCUAUGUUGAGCUUGAAUGACGACACCGAGGAUACCGGUGAUAGUUUCGCAGCAAAGCAAGAUUCUAUGUCUCCUCCGUCUUCUUGCUUGCAUCUUGACCAAACGUGUCCUAGUAUGAGGAAUCUCACCGUUGCCGAUGAAUCGAAUGAUGGCGACUUGGCCGAACCUAGAAUCGAUGUCGACUUCAGCUGCCAUUUCAAGCGCUAUUCCUUGAGCAGCAAUCUCUCGAUGUCCACUCCAACCUUCGAGAAACUGAAGGUCCGAGGAUUUUUCAAGAACUGUCACAUGCCUAGUGCUGUUCCUAGAGAUGCUGAUGGUCAUGGUGAAGGCAAACCCGAUAGUCUAUCCAGACGGCGAAACGGGAAAAAUUGCGUCGACGGAGUAGAUGGUUUAGAGAAAAGGAGAAUCUUGAUUGCUGCUGGUCAACUGGGCAAUCCUCAAUUAGUGCGUGAAAUGCCUCCUUUGGUCGACACUAUUAAAGGCGAAUUCGUUUCUCGGCAUUCCUUGGAAUGGAAAUUCCUGUUCUUGGAUCACAGAGCCUCGCCGAUUAUUGGGUAUCUACCGUUCGAGCUGCUUGGUACAUCUGGGUACGACUAUUACCAUUUUGACGACCUGGAGAGGAUUUCUGAGAGCCACGAAACCCUGAUGGAGACUGGAGAUGGUCAGUCGUGUUGCUACAGAUUCCUGACGAAAGGUCAGGAGUACAUAUGGUUGCAGUCCAGUUACUACAUCAGCUAUCACCAAUGGACAGCGAAACCCGAAUUCAUUGUCUGCACCAACCGCGUUGUCAGUUAUGCUGAAGUUCGUGCUGAGAACGAACGUGAACAGACGUGUGACCAGAAUGACCUCGAAUCUGUUGCUUCGCUGAAUACCUACCGAUCAUCUCCGGCGUUUUCGUCCGAAGCCUCAUCGUAUUGCACGAAUAGAACGGGCAGUAUUGUGGGUGAGCAAGGUUCAACCAAGCGCAUGAAAAGUCCUUCAAGUACUGCCUCGUCAGUCGUGAACGCCUCGACGUCUCAAAAAAGCUGCAGCGCCUCUGCAAAUAAGCAGCACAACCUCCUUACAUCCGUAGUUGGUGCUCUGAUUGAAGAAACGCGAUUAGCAGCCGCCGCGCAAGCGUCCACGACGUUUCGAAAAUCCAAGUCGGCCAUCGUGACCAGAGGCUUUAAUGAUGCGGACAUUGAAGGAUUCCGUGAGCCGUUUGCGUAUCAGAAUCUGUCUCAAAAGUGUGGUCUCAAGCAUGCUCACCAGCUUGGAUGCAAGCGUGUGUUGUCUCCACCUCCUGGGCUGAGACCGUCUUCGGGGUUGCUCUCUCCUCUGAUCGCGCGAUCCUUCUCCAGGACACCCCAGGAAAGUCCGUCUGAAAAUUUAAGCUUUCAAGUACCGUACCGUUCAACUUCUUUUCUCGAAAACAAUAUUGAGCAUAACUCAAUUAGUUGUGCUCUGACGACUAAGCAUCCUACAGCGGAGCUUUUGACUGCGUAUGAAGUUCCGUUGACGACAUCGUACAUUCCUGCGAGCGAGGAAGGAAUGUAUUUCAUCCAACAGCCGGAUAAUCUUACGCGCCAAUUAGUUCAACCACAUUUCAUACAAGUCCCGAUUGUGUCAGGUAUAAUUCCGGGGAUGUCUUACGUGACUACGAAAGACGGGCGACCGUCGAGGUUGGUGCUGAAAACGUCCGAAGGUCAGAGCUUUCCUUGCAUCCCUCGGACAUCUGCCAAUAUUUUAACCACUUCUGCGUCCAUGUUGACAAGUGGAAGCUCGACGCCAGUCCUGGAACACCUAUUUGAAAUAGACUGUCGCCGAUCAACGAAUCCCGAUGAAUCCGUGGUGGGGACAGAUGUUAUUGGAUCGUCGUCCAGCAUUCGUGAGAAUAACGAAGUCGAGCUAGGGUCGAUAAUGAUGACUACCGCAGGAAUUCCAGCUGUGGUUGUUCCUGCGAACAGCGUGGAUCACUUGGGAUCAUUGCGAACAGAGUUGCUUGACCCUGCGGACGAGUCCUUGACGCAAUAUAUUUGAAUUCGAGUCAUUUUCGGUUUGCGGAAAAAAAAAUGAAUCUGCUGGUGCUGUUAUUUCAGAUGAUAAAAGGUGUUUAGAUCGAUGAAAUGGAAACGCGCGAAGAUUGGUGUGUCGUUGGGAUGAUAGCAUACAUUUUGAAUGUUCUUAUUCUUUUCUUCACGCGUUCCCUUCACUGGUAGUUUUCCUGUGAACCCUUCUUUUGAGCCUUGUUCGUUCGUUCCUUGGUUCACGUAAUAUGCCAUGAAUCAGCGGAAAAGAAACGGAAUUAGCUCUCUUUUGAAUUUUCUUUCGAGUUUUUAGUCAACGAAGAUCUUGUGAAUAGCAUCCCCCUUCCGCACAUUCAUGUCAUUCCCAAUCCAGGAAUCAAAAAAUUCGUGACUGUAAUUGUGCAAGCCACCUCAUGUGUCUGCUUGCGUUUUCAACGGGUAUGUUCUUGUUCAGAUGCUCAGCAUGGGUUUUACUCGAUUUUUAAGUUGUAUAAGAAAAUAUUGUCUAAUGCCCCUUUGAUGUGGAAAAUACGUUUUAGGUGUGAUUCAAUAUUCUGGUUGUGAGGUAAACAGAGAGACCAUUCACGUUAGUUCUGGCUCGCAAGUUUUAUCCUACUGUACAUGUCUCGAUGUGUCGCCUACUUUUCGAAGCGGAAGAAAAAUUUCACUGCGGAUUUUUUCUGGUCGUUAGUGGAAAAUGUGCUUUUUUCUUACUUUGACGUGAGUGUAGUCAUAACUGAUGAAAUGAGUUGUUCAAGGUUUCAUUAUUCUGUUUUUUAAUAGUAAGUCUUCUUGAAGUUUUUGUGGAAUCACAAAAAAUUAUAUGUCAGCGAGUUCCAAUUCGAUUUUCUCAAAUUGUAGGAGUAAAUUGUUGACUUUCAUUCUAGGAACUGUUGAGAUUUUUGUUUACUCAAAUCGUUUCAACAAUGAGUUGGGAUGGACCGAUCUCAGUAUUUUGGCAAAGAGAACGUUUCCCCAUGUCGAGGUGAGUUAGCUUCUUUUUUUUUUUAAUUGAAAAACUUGUCGUGUCAGAUGGUGGAAUUUCCUUUUGAAUGGCGAAUUAAUUUUUGUCAGUGUUGAUCAGUCGAAUUGUUUGAGCGUUGUUACUUAUACUGGCAUUAAUGAAACUAAGCUCUCACCGGAACUAAUCCCUAUAGCUCUCAAGUCAAAUUUGGUUCAAAAUUGAUAUUUUCGCUGUUUUUUUUUUCCGCGCGGGCAUUUGCUUGAAACCAAAGUUAAUCGUGCUGAAAUUUUGGUGGAGGAACCAUUUGUGUUCUGCUUGGAAGUAUUGAAACGUUCCUGUGUAGAUGGCCAAAAUGUGGAGCUGAAGAAAUUCGUUGUGAUGAACAUUAUGUCUGUGUGUAACGUGUCCCUUCCCGUUUUGAAGUAAAUCAGGCUUUGAUGGUUUUCGGGUGUUAUUUUCACGGGCAUAAUUUCGGAAGAGUCGACGUCGAAAAAGUACCGGUGGCGAGAUUGUUAUUCUUAGUAGGAAAGCAGGAAAAUGGAUGUUUUGAUGUGUUCCUAAA
Notodromas monacha is the source of this 4433-nucleotide messenger RNA. The record is from the annotation of a GenBank genome assembly. NCBI's taxonomy places the organism in Eukaryota, Metazoa, Arthropoda, Ostracoda, Podocopida, Cyprididae.